This is a messenger RNA of Thunnus maccoyii (southern bluefin tuna), 2931 nucleotides long. It is a transcript of the gene tmem165, whose product is annotated as transmembrane protein 165. Gene Ontology annotation, biological process: manganese ion transmembrane transport; calcium ion transmembrane transport; Golgi calcium ion transport. Gene Ontology annotation, molecular function: manganese ion transmembrane transporter activity; calcium ion transmembrane transporter activity. The transcript is spliced from 6 exons. NCBI's taxonomy places the organism in Eukaryota, Metazoa, Chordata, Actinopteri, Scombriformes, Scombridae. The record is from RefSeq and is a predicted model, not a curated record. Gene Ontology annotation, cellular component: Golgi apparatus. Bases 207 to 1127 code for a protein of 306 amino acids.
AUCACGACUCUGGUUUGGACCUCUAACUUCCUCUUCUGUUGAGUUGGCUCGGUCGGUGUGAUAGUGACGUGUGCUAGCGAGGAGUCACUCAAAUUGCACAGGUUGCUAAUAUGAAGUUAGCCACCUUUGUUGCUGAUGAUAUAAAGUGAUUCGCUGUAGAGAGAUUAACGCGUAUACUGUCUUUAGUCGGUGUUUUAGAAGCAAUAAUGCCUGUCAUGGUCGGCGGAGGAGAAGGACGGACUGACAGAAAUGUGAUGUGCGUCCUUCUUCCGCUCGCCGCCGUGUUGUUGUUGUCGGUCGGAGUUGCUGCUUCUCCAGAGGAACAGAAACCUGUCCAAGAGCAGCCUCCGCAAGAGCAGAAAGCCUCAAGUCCCCAUCCUGUAGGUCCAGCAGUUUCUGAAGAUGACCCCAGCAAAGGGAACCUGGGCUUCAUCCAUGCCUUUGUGGCUUCUUUCUCCGUUAUCAUUGUAUCUGAGUUGGGAGACAAGACAUUUUUCAUUGCAGCUAUCAUGGCCAUGCGUUACAACCGCCUCACCGUGCUGGUAGGCGCCAUGCUGGCCCUGGGAGUCAUGACAUGUCUUUCUGUGCUGUUUGGCUACGCCACCACCAUCAUUCCUAGAAUCUACACAUACUAUGUGUCCACCGCUCUGUUUGCCAUCUUUGGUGUACGAAUGCUGAGAGAGGGGCUGAGAAUGAGUCCAGAUGAGGGCCAGGAGGAGCUGGAGGAGGUGCAGGCAGAGAUCAAGAAGAAGGAUGAAGAGCUCCAGCGGGCGAAGCUGGUUAACGGGGCUCCAGAUGUGGAGGCUGGAUCAGGUACUGCUCUGCCUCAGAGAAAGUGGCACAGCUUCAUCUCACCCAUCUUCAUCCAGGCCUUCACACUCACCUUCCUGGCAGAGUGGGGGGACCGCUCUCAGCUGACCACCAUUAUUCUAGCUGCCCGGGAGGAUCCAUUUGGAGUUGCUGUGGGUGGUACACUUGGACACUGUUUGUGCACAGGACUGGCUGUGAUAGGAGGGAGAAUGAUCGCCCAGAAAAUUUCUGUCAGAACAGUUACAAUCAUUGGAGGGAUUGUUUUUCUGGCGUUUGCCUUUUCUGCCCUCUUCAUCAAACCAGACGCUGGAUUAUAAUGGGAUGAAAGACUUUCAGGUUCACGCUGUACAUAAGUGUAAAAUUUGAUUUAGUUGCUGUAGAGAGACUGUAGUUUUGACUCUGUGUGUGUCCAACAGAAAGUGUGACCUGCUUAACAUACAGCUUAAGUCCUAUCCUCUUUUCCCAGAAAGCCUCGGUUCCACUACAGCCUGUAAGCCUGAGGGUGAACACUCAUAUAAAUUAUCUUCAUAGCGUUCAACAACCUUUCCCAGGAGUCUUAACCUAUAGCACACAGUCAGAGACUCAUGGGAGGUGUAGCUGUUGAAUGCUAACAAAAUAAUCAAUGUUUUAUAUUUAGUGAAAUGUCUUUAAAUUGUACUAUCAAGAUAAACAUUUAGCUUGGACCAGAAAACCCCAGGAACAUGUUUCAACUUUUCAGAAAUCCUCUGAGAAAAAUCUGUUGAAUCACAUCGACUAGUGGAGCAGAGGCUAGUUAGGAGAGGAGGAGGGAGGGGGGCAGGAUCGUGACUCUAGAAGAGCUGUAAUCUCAUCACAAGGUGUGUGAGAGAAAGAGGACCUGGAUUGUUUCUGAUCGCUGCCCUCCGACACAACUUAGAAGCUCUGUUUCUCAGAAACAAAACCUCCUGACAUGCAGUACUUCCCACACACUGAGUCAGUUUCAAAUGUCCUUUCUUUGCCUUUUUUUUUAUUUUUCUUUUUAAAUGUUGAGCUGUUGAUUUUUGCUUAUUUAACAUGAACCCAGGUGCUGUCAGGUGACUUGACUUGACAGAAUACUAACAGUAGACGGAGCUGCCAGUUUCCUCCAGCAUACAGCUGUUGAGUCUGGUAGUACACAGCUGUUUAUUCCACCUUCCUCUCUGAUGACACUUUUUGUCACAGCACAUAAAAAUCUUAAGAAGUGGGCCUACUUUACUUAAGAUGUGACUUUCCCAAUAGAAAAAAAAACCCUUAUUUGUAACUGAAAACAAACCAACAGCACAUAAUUGAUAUUUUUUUGUGAUCUGAUUUAAGUUGAGAUUUUAUUUGAGGCAGAGACAUAAUCAAAAUAUUUCCCUUAGUUAUUCCUCUGUUCCACUGGCGAUACAUAGAAGUUUUUUUUUUUUAAAGGCGAUAGAGACCUGAACCACUACAACAUCUGUCUAGGUGUUGCUAUACUUGAGCAGAGAGCUACACCACAGCUUAUCCAUAGCUUAUGUGCAUCUCUUCAAAAUGCUAGUCAUAUAUGGGAGAUAUUCAGUCACUGCCAAAGCUGUGGCUCAUUAUAUUUCCUCCCUUUCGGUGCCGAUUGUGAACACAGCAUGGAUCAGGUUGAAAAAAAGGCCAGUAAAUCACCUCACAGAUUCUCCCACACAGGUUAAAUCUUCCUCAGUGAUCUACCUAAGCCAUUUCCAGUAUAAACCUCUUUUCUCCAUUUGUUACUGGCGCCAAAUCACUAAAUCAAUGUGACAGAAUGUAAACUUGACUACAUCCGGUACAGAAUCACAUAUGUCACUCCUUUUUGCCGUAAGCAGCUCUGGUGUAGCUACAGCAGUGACACCUCAACACUUUCAUCUUUUAUUUAAGCAGUAUCUAUUUAUUUAGCUUCAUUUCUCUUUCCUUUUUAAGCGUAUGUACUUUAAACACAGAAGGGGGGGGGGGGGAGGUCAAUAUAAACACGGAAUGGAAAUAUUUUUUUAAGUGAACAGGCUAAAGCCGCAUUGUCAAUAUUUGACAGGCUGUGCCCAGCUGUGAAAUACAUCAGAAUUCUGUUUGUGAUACAGAUCAGUUGAAAUGCCGAUAAAUCUAAAAUGCUCAAUAAAAAAAAAAUCAUGUGUUGUUUGA